AUGUGGUACCGCCCGAAGCAAGGCAGGUUCCACGGAGAGCUCAACCUUGAAGACGUGAAGAAGGAAUUCAAAACCAGACACCAUGCAAAAUUUGUGUACGACGAUGUCUCAAACCAAUGGGACAUCUGCUCCCUAUUCGACAAGGACCGAGAUCCACAUCAGGACAGCACACAAUUUGAGCGACAGUUGCAGGAAAUUCCUGCAAUGCCAGCUCCCCUGCUCACACCUCCCACCCUCCCAGAGGUGGGAAGAUCUGUCAUGCACCAAAACGCAAUUGGGCAGGAUGUGCUGUUUUCGACAUCACUGGAAGAUGUUUUAAACAACCACUGUGGACUGCUCAGCAUGGAGGACGAAAUAUGGUCUGCAAGCGACUUCAUUCAGGUCGAGGAAUCUCAACUCGUUGACAUGCACACUGUGCUCAAGUUCGAAGUUCAACAGGUCAAAGACAAGAGCCUACCUGGCUACUUGUUCCUCCCUGUCAUCAAGAAAUACACUUGCACUCGGAACUUGUUCCUCGCACAUGCAACUUCCAUGGUUCAGUGCAUCAGGGAACAGUGGGGACUGUCCUUGGAGGAUGUCAUCCUUUGCCUGUUUGAGCAAGAUAUGUUUGCCAAUUCCUCGCAUACCCUUAUAUACAACACUCUAAGCGAGCACCAGAUCGACAUAUUAUGUGGGAUAUAUCAUGUUGAUACAAAUAGAGGUGCCCAGACUACUACGGUGGUGUGGUGGCCCAAUCCUCAGCUGUGGGAAACAUCUGAGCUGCACUGCUUGCCACCCCGAAGUGGAGGUCCAAUCUCAAGUAUUACAAACACCAGAGUAAGAAAAUUUGCCGCCAUAUGGACAAAGAAUGUCGACUGUUGGAGUGAACCCUACACUUAUAUUACCUGGUCAUAUAUUGAACUGACUAUCAUGACUUGGCGGGCUGCCAUACCAUUCCCUAACACAUCCCUCUCUUUCUCCCUAAGCACAGACAACUCAGACACAUUCAGGAUGGCUACUGCGCGUAUGAUGUCUAUGCACAUUAUUGACAGGGAGGGGGUCUGGAUGGUGAAGUCUAGUAACACUGUGAUUGUGUCGCCAUAUUGUCCACGAGAGCGCAACUCUGUUACAUUAGAGAUGCCCUCCAUGCCAAAGAAAUGUUGUGCAACUAGCAGCCUGCCUGUUCUCAGACGCAAAAAUGUCACAAGUGUGAUGAGCAAGAGGAUGUACAUUCGUCUACGUAUGUCACCGAUGAUGCUCGUGACAAUGUGUAUUCCUUCAUGCACAGGAGAGGAUGAGUGCAGGCUCCCAAUAAAGCACUUACAAGAGCAACUCCUGCACAUGUACAAAGAUAUUGAGCGUCUGGAGGCAGAUGCAAAGUGCAAGGAUUCUUAUAUUCAGGACUGUGAGGAAUUAGUGGAUCAGGGCACUUUGUACAAAAAUACAAUGACAACUUCACUAUUUGCCAGUCUGGGAUGCAGCAAGAGGUGUUGCUUGGAUCGUCGCCCUGUCGAUCGCACUCUGCAACAUUCCACUUUGGCUCCACAAUAUAUUAACCCUCUGGAGGAGCCCAACAAGUCCAUUGAAAUUGGCAACUACAUUAUGGUCAACAUUGGAGACUUGAUAGAGUCUGAACAUGACCACCAACUCGUCAAAGUUCCCAUUCAAUUUGUCAUGAAGACGCGCAAUGCCGACCUUAAUUCAUCAACAAUCUCGCCACUGAUGAUUGUGUUGUUGUUGUGCAUGGUCAACCUUACAUGA
Molecule: messenger RNA, 1740 nt
Organism: Suillus clintonianus
Lineage: Eukaryota; Fungi; Basidiomycota; Agaricomycetes; Boletales; Suillaceae
Exons: 15
Coding region: 1-1740 (579 amino acids)
Source: RefSeq, a predicted model, not a curated record